AUGGCUGCUGCGGCCAAGCCCUUCGUGGAUCAUUACGCUGCGCUGGGCUGUUCUCCGGACAGCUCCCUGGAGCAGCUGAAGAAGGCCUACCACGAGAAGCUUCGAGAGUUCCACCCUGACAAGCGGCCGUGGAGUGCAGGGGGCUAUGGCCAGAACGUGACUCAGUCGCUGAAUGAGGCUUGGGAGGCUCUACGAUUCCCGGCUCUCCGCGAGGCAUACGAUGUCAUCUGGCGCAGAGAAAAGGCGCCGCCGGAGCCUCCUCCGCGGCGAGACCGUAGCAGCAGCAGGAAGAGGCAUGAACCUGCUGAACCUGAGAGCAGGGCGAAGGAGUCAGAGAAGCAGGAGCAGGAUCAGGAGGAGGCCAGGGCCAAGGCAGAAGCUAAGCUGCAGGCAGAAGCCCUGCGGAGUGAAGGCAACGAGCUCUAUCGGCAGGCGCAGGCCAUGCUCCGGGAAGCAGGCGAUGAUGCUGACAGCCUUCCCGACCGCAUGGCUGCCAUGCAGAAGUUUCGCAUCGCUAUCAAGAAGUACAGCGAUGCCAUGAAGUUAACACCAAGCAACUACAGACUCUGGAGCAACAGAGCCCUGUGCCACUCGGCAUUGAAGGACUGGGACCUCUGCCGGGAGGAUCGGCUUGCGGCACUCCGGCGCCUGGCGCUGCCGUCGCAGUUGUCUGAGGAGGUCAGGCGACGGGGAGUCCACAGCGCCAAGGUGCGCCAAGUCCUUGGUGCGCUGCCUGGCCUUCAAGCAGAGGUCGCUAAGUUCUCGGUGCGCAGCGGACCACGGCGAGGCUUCGUAGGCCGCCUUCUGGAUCCAAAGCUUCCAGUGGAGCGGCGGUGCGUGGUGGUCUACUGCCCCAGCGAGCGGGAUGGCGGCGCAGGAGCGGAGGAGUGCUUGGAGCUUUGUCCCGAACUGCUCCCGCUCGGCAUUGCCAUCUUCGCCAUCGACGUGAGCUCGAAUGGGACAAGCCACUGCCUGGAGCAGGACGUGGCAGCGGCCAUCGAGAUGUUGCGGCAAGGCCAUAAAGCCAUCGCGCCUUAUCCUUACGUGGCCCUCUGGGGGCGCUCCGCUGGUGCAGUGGCGGCCUUGCAAGCGGCGAAGGACCCCACACUGGCUGCGAUCGUGUGCGACAGUGCUUACUCCGAUCUGGCAUCCUUGCUGGAAGUGCCGGGGGUGCUGUCAGCUCCACUGGCAGGCCUUUGCCAGCUGGCAUCUGGAAGCUGGCUACUGGGUCCUGGAACCGAAUCCAGCACAUCACCUACAGAUCCCAUUGAGUAUGCCAGGUCCUGCUUUGUGCCUGGGCUCUUCUUGCACGCGGCCGAAGAUGAGCUGUUGUCCUCCGAUCAUGCGAGGAAUCUGCGGCAAGCUCACAGCGGAGAGGCGCAGCUCUUGACCAUGAGCCGCACUCGUCACGAUUCUGCCCGGCCGAACGAGGCGAUCUCAAGAGCAGCCCUGUUCCUCUCUAGGGCCUUUGGCCUUGAAAAUAAGGCGGUGUCACGCCUGGCACUCUACUUGUCGAGGCUCCAUCCUGAUGAUGCAACGGACAAGAUUGACCGGGAAGCCGCCAAGCUUCUGGCAGCGCAGGAGGUGCAGAAGCGGCGCUGGGGGCUCUUGAUGAAGGCUCUGAAUCAUUGCCCUGCGUACCACGGAGCCUCCUUUACGCGAGCAACGGCCCGCGGUGUGAGGCCUUCAUCACCAGCAGGCCCGGACUAUGUGAAGUACGCCAUUCUGGUCACGCUGCCCUCUGCAAGCAGCGAGGUCUGCAUUGCUUGGGCGUCCGAGAUGACUGCAGAGAAUGCUGAGAAUCGAAGACUUGGCACAGUCCACUUUGCCAACAUCUCUUGCUCGUGCCUGAGUUUGACCCGCGCUACCGUCCACGAGGACGAGACAAACCAGACGGUUCACUUGGAGGACUUGGCCGUGCAGGAGUCAAGCCUCGUGCCGCGAGAGAAACCAUACACCAUGCUGCUGGCACUGGCUGACUCCGGCCGUGUUGAGAUGAAGCUUGGCAAUUGCAGUGUGCAGUGGGGUCGUCUCAACCAGGACACCGGUUUCAUCGCCAGCUUGUCCUUGUGGUCUGCCAGCUUCGGCGGCACAGGGCUGGUUGAGUUCAAGGACGAGCUUCUGCCACGACAGCCAGACAGCCGAGGUUGCAAGGAGAAGCUUUCGGGAUCGGAGCCCGAGCACCACUUCAUCGGUACGAAGCAGGUGCAGGACCCCUCGAAGGAGGUAUCGCUGCUGGAGAGCUUGCCGGGCUCCGCGGCGGAGCUUGCUUGGCACAUCUACAACAAGCAGCAUCACGGGUCGCUUCACAAGGCGAGGCCACCGGAGUUGGAGUUGCCCGGAACGCUCCCCGACGAGGAUCGCACGGCUCUGCAAUCCUUGGGGAGGCAGUGCCGGGGGCGCAAUGCCAGCGAGUUGUCGGUGCAGAGCGAGCUGUCCGCAGGCACUUUCCUCUCCAAAGCCGCGGACAGCUUGGCCCUGUCCCUUUCGACAGUCCAGAGUGAAGAAGCUGAUGGUCGCCUGGAGGACUUGCAGGAUGAAUGCAGUCAAUCCUCGCUGCACUUCCAGCCUCCUGCGAGAGCGAACACGCAGGAAGGAUCUGUCAGCGAAGCAAGCGAAGGAUCUGGAAUCGGCCACGGGCUGGCGCGGAGCCACACCUGGCCAGAUCUCCAGGAGCCAUGCUUGUAUGCAUCCACGCAAGGCCGCCGCCACACCUGGAGUUGUUUGGACACAGCGCUGCCAAUUCUACACAUAAACGAUGUCGGAGUCGCUUGGGAGAUCGCUGAGAUCAGACAGCUUCACUUCAAGCCGCCAGCUGGUUCCGCUGACGCCUUACGUGCCACCCAGCUGAAGUCAGACUUUGCGAAGGGCUGGGUCUUGGUGGCCAAGGCCAUGUGGAAGGAGGGCUCUCGUGCAGCAGCCUUGAAGCAGAUCGAGGUUGCCCUGCGGCUGGUCAGCCAACCAGAUGAUCUCCUCAUGCUCCGGGAGACCAUCCUCACAGACGUGGAGAGCUCUUCCAGGUCCAGCUCGAAAGCCUCAGGUUUCGCUUUGCCUCGAGUCUCUCGAAGCGUGUCGCCAUGUGCCACGCCCAUGCCGGGAAGCCGUGUUGCCACGCCACCUCCGAUUCGGACGCCAUCUCGGUCACCGGGCCCAGCAGGACGCGAGCCGCGUGAGCGAUCGCAGAACCGAUCCAGGAAGUCCUCCACGAGUCGUGCGGGCACACCCACAAAGUUGCCGGCCAUGCCUGCGCAUGUGGCUCGCGCUUUCGCAGCCUUGGGCGGAGAGGAGGACUAG
Molecule: messenger RNA, 3294 nt
Organism: Symbiodinium sp. CCMP2456
Lineage: Eukaryota; Dinophyceae; Suessiales; Symbiodiniaceae
Source: the annotation of a GenBank genome assembly